AUGCGUUCGUUGAGAAUGAGUAAGAAACGAUCAUUCUCGGUUGAAGCCUUACUUCAGCUCGACAACAAUAGUGCUGUUGCUGCUGCUGCGGCCGUCAAUGCUGAACAGCUUAUCAAUGAAGCUAAAUUAACGGAAAGCAGCGCUGCAAGAGAAAAUGAUUUGAUUUCUGUUGUACUUGACUUCGAGAAUAGAAAUGAUGUGUGUUACGAUCAAAAUAUGAUUUGUGUGGUAAUAGACUCCAUCAUUCAUUCAGUGAAAUACAGAUCACUGACAUCGUCGAAAGAGGCAAAAGCUAGGCGUGCUAGGACUGCGUUCACUUACGAGCAACUUGUUGCGCUCGAGAACAAAUUCAAAAGCACCAGGUAUUUGAGUGUUUGUGAAAGGUUGAAUUUAGCUGUCGCCUUACAACUUUCUGAAACUCAGGUAAGUGAAUCUCGCCGGAUUGUUAUUUUACCUGUGGUGAAAAUUUGGUUUCAAAAUCGACGUACAAAAUGGAAGAAGCAUAAUCCAGGAAUGGAUGCGAAUGCGCCAUCAUCAUCAAUGUCACCGCAUUCCAUACAUUCCCACUCGCCAAGUCCCUCUUCCACAUCGUCGUCAAUAAUUAACACAUGUCCUAAUGCUGCUUUCAAAAAAACUUCAUUAUUGACCAAAACAACUUCAUCUGCUGCUGCCUCAACAAUUUCCACUACAACAAUAAAUGAUAACAGCCAUAUUGAUAAUAUGAAUAGUAGUAGUAAUAAUUUAUCAUCUAUAUGUCAACACCACAUAUCGAAUACUUUAUUAAUGUCUUCUUCAAUUAACCAUCUACCGUCCUCAGCUGCUGCCAUUACCAACAACCCUGUAUCUUUUCCCUAUGCAGUUUAUGCACUUCCGACACAGCCUGUUUUUUAUCAAACUCCUUCAUUAACCUUUAUUUAA
Anisakis simplex (herring worm) is the source of this 918-nucleotide messenger RNA. Lineage: Eukaryota; Metazoa; Nematoda; Chromadorea; Rhabditida; Anisakidae. The record is from the annotation of a GenBank genome assembly.